UACCUCUUGGGCAAUGUAGCUGCAUCUAUACUAGGGCUUUGUCAGUAUGUGAACAUGCUAAAAAAACCUCAGUAGAUGUUCUGCCCAUAAGCCCUUUCUGGUAUAGACCAGCUUGUAGUCUCUUCACUCCUCAGACGCAGAUAACAAUUUAUCUGAUUCACCAUGUUAUUGCUAGGCUUAGUGUUCUUGCAGAAUCUUGGGCUCCGCAGAUUAAGCACAAAACAGUGUUUGUUGGAAAGAACAAGCCACUGAAAGAUCCACUGAGCUCCUUCCGCUGGCAGGGCUUCAAACUAGAAGAAUAUCUCAUUGGCCAACCCAUUGGGAAGGGCUGCAGUGCAGCUGUGUAUGAAGCAGCUAUUCCUUUGUCUUCCAAUUGUCAAGGGAGUGUGGAGAGCAACCAUCUCGCAGGAAGAGGGUCAACCAUACAGCAGAAUCAUGGCUCAGCUUUACAGGGUGCAGAAGAGGAGCUCGUGCACAAGCACCAGCAAAAAGAGGCUUUUCCGUUGGCUAUCAAAAUGAUGUGGAACAUUUCGGCUGGUUCUUCAAGUGCAGCCAUCCUCAAUGCUAUGGGGCAAGAGCUUGUUCCAGCCACGGGAGUUGCCUUAGCUGGAGAAUAUGGAGCUGUCUCUCGCCACAGAAAACCUGUCUUUGGGAGGAAGAAGUUGCAACCUCAUCCAAAUAUAAUCCAGGUGAUCCGAGCCUUCACAUCCUCUGUCCCUUUGCUGCCUGGAGCCUUCACGGACUAUCCUGAUGUUCUUCCGUUAAGCUUGAAUCCCAGAGGGAUUGGUCACAGCCGCACGCUCUUUUUAGUGAUGAAGAAUUAUCCUUGCACCCUGCGCCAGUAUCUGAGGGAGAACAGUCCAGAUGCUUGUCUCUCCACAAUGAUGAUUUUACAGCUGUUGGAAGGUGUGGACCAUCUUGUUCGACAUGGAAUAGCCCACAGAGACUUGAAGUCUGACAACAUCCUAGUUGAGUUUGAUUCUGCUGGCUGUCCUUGGCUGGUGAUCACAGACUUUGGUUGCUGUUUGGCAGACGAAAAUAUUGGCUUGAGACUGCCUUUCACCAGCUCUUACGUGGAUCGAGGAGGCAAUGGCUGUCUUAUGGCACCUGAGGUGGUCACAGCAUCGCCUGGUCCAGGCAUGGUGAUUGACUACGGUAAAGCUGAUGCGUGGGCUGUUGGAGCAAUUGCCUAUGAAAUCCUGGGCCUGGUCAAUCCUUUCUACAGCCGUGGGGAUUCGACUCUGGAAAGCAGAAGUUACCGUGAAGACCAGCUGCCAAGCCUGCCUGAUCACGUGCCCCUUGAGGUGAAGCAAGUGAUAAAAAUGCUACUUCAGAGGGAUCCCAACAAGAGAUUAUCUGCUAGAGUCGCCGCUAAUGUGCUUCACUUAAGCCUGUGGGGUGAAAGUGUUCUAGCCUCCAAGGCCCUCAAGCUUGACCAGAUGAUUGCCUGGCUUCUCUGCCAGUCUGCGGCUGCUUUGCUCAUGGAUGGACUGGUGGAUAAAAGCAGGGUAGAAACAAAAAUGAAGAUGUGCUUUUUGGCAAACCUUGAAUAUGAAGAUCUGUGGGCAGCAAUGUUCUUGUUGCUGUCCUGGAGGCACCAGACUGGGUGAAGGGUACAAUGUGGGGCAUGACCAUGCAGUCGAUAAACGGCACUUUCUCAAUGCAUGUAGGAAUUCGUCUUUUCUGUCUGCCUGGAAUCCUUAAAUUCUUUAGGGAAAAAGUCUGCAGGCCUGUGUAUGUGUGUGUAAGGGGUUGAGGUUACCUGUAGCAAGUGUUAUUACACGCUGUUUUUCUCUUCCUGUUAGAAGAAACGCCCUUGCAUCGUUACUGGUUUGGUGGGGGGGGUUGCAGAACUUGCAGGUGUCUCGAGGUAUGUGGUUUGGUUUUACUCACAGGUGGGAAUCUAUACUUGACUUCUAAAUCACUCGCUGAAUGAAGCAAGUUCCUUUUCAGAAGAGGGUGUGUGUGGAAGGAGGUGUUGUACAGCCGCUCUUUACACAGAAGCAUCGCAGAUUUAAACAAUACAUGGAGAAAGCUGAGCUGACAAAAGUAGGCGCAGCCUUCCUUUUCUUAGGGGAAUCGUGAACCCUGCUCUUGUUAAGACGCAAAAAUAUCUCGUUAUAAUACGGCAGCCCAGAGGCCUUCUUGUUGAGAGGCUGACCCAUGAGGUAAGCAUCGGGAGCUGUUUGCUUCUCGUGACGUGCACAAUUAAAUACCCAGCUAGCUGUAUGCAAAAUGGCAGAAGCACGCUGAAUACAAAAGCCCACUGAUGUCCGUUUGUGGAGCGUUGUAAUUCUGCAGUAGCUGCUGCCGACAGACCCAAGGCCGAGUCAAGUUGUGCCCAGGUGGGGAUAAUAAUGAAAGUUAAAAAGAAGGCUAAAGAGCAGCGCCUGUCUGAGGAGUUUACUCCAGCUCCAUUCUCUCUUACAUAGCUGGGUUUUCUGUUUAAACAAUGCAGUGAUAUCCUUUGCUUGGGGAGGGUAGGAGACAUCAGUUUUAAAACAAUAACCCUCCUAUUAAUGAAAAUAUCAUUAAAUUGUAUAAUUACUGGUGUUUAGAGGAACCUGGGGAGAAAGUUAUUUAUGCUUGUUGCACAAUAAAUUGGAGAUUAUGCUCUGAUACUGCGUGGAUUCUCUGCAUCUAGUUCAUCUCGGUUCAUCGUAUUCAGAUUUUAGGCUGUGGUGGCCUAUGAGUCCCUGAAGCGCUAGUUCAGCGACAUCUUACAAGAUCAUUCAGCCCUUUCCAGUUGUGCUUCUGGAACGCAUUAUUCCACCAGCUGCGGUUUCCCGAAGGAUAAGCCCACUCCUGUUUGAAGAGCGGAGUUUGCGUCGUCAGCGUACUUAGUUCUUACCCUCAUGAUUGCUAAUUCAGUUGCUGCUCUUGCAAUUUCCAGAUGGUUGAAAUUGUGUGUCAGAUGGCUGAUAUCGCCGAGCAAAUCAUCACACAGCAACGUGCUGUCAGGAUCUCACACGUUGAAGUGCUUUCUAGUUCAGCAGCGGAGUAAAACUACCUACCAGGGAACAGCCCUAUUACUUGCACGGUGUAGCACCUCGGAGCCCUGCGUUGUCCUAGCCGACAAGCCAGGAAGUCAGUUGACUGCAUAAUAAACAGCCACCUAAUUCUUUUAGAAAUACUGCGUGAACGUAGCAUGCUAGCAGGGCUGUAAACGGAUCAGCCAAGAACACGGAGCCUGGAAAAUCAUGGAAAAUGAGUUUGUUGCGGGAAAAGUUACAGGAACCGUAAUCGGCAGGGACACGUGUGCGAGAUGUGGGAAGUAACCUUGCACGAGGGGUAGCUGGAAGUUGCAUCAGAGCUGCAGAGUCGGAGCCUUUGCUGCCUCUGGAGCGCGCAGCUUUCUGAAGAGUAAAUACUGUCACUUUUCUGGUAAAUCUCAACUCUGACCUCUCUGUUUUUCUAGUUUUCUCCGAGUCAGCAAGAGCCGACUAGCGAAGCAAGGCAUAGCUCCCGCUUGUUUACGUGCUGAGGCUUUUCUCGUAACUGGUGUACCAGGCCUGGAAUAUAGACGUAUUUAAUAUAAAAACAAAUUGGGUGGAAUAGGCUUUCCGAUGUAACAUACUCAAGGCCUACUCUGAUCUCAAGCGUACUGUUAUUACACCAACCGGGGUUUGACCUUUGCUGUUUAUCACGUGUUUGCUGCGUUAACUCCAGACACUGGAAACUUCCUUACCCUUGAAAUUAUCUCACUUCAUCUAUCUAGUCUUAAAAAUAGCCUGAAGUACCUGUCCCCCUGCACUGCCCCAUGUUUUAAAAUUGCUAUUACUGGUUCUCA
Struthio camelus australis is the source of this 3790-nucleotide messenger RNA. The record is from RefSeq and is a predicted model, not a curated record. Lineage: Eukaryota; Metazoa; Chordata; Aves; Struthioniformes; Struthionidae.